Messenger RNA from Cornus florida, 1096 nucleotides. RefSeq lists its product as uncharacterized. The transcript is spliced from 4 exons. The record is from RefSeq and is a predicted model, not a curated record. NCBI's taxonomy places the organism in Eukaryota, Viridiplantae, Streptophyta, Magnoliopsida, Cornales, Cornaceae. The coding region runs from base 151 to 573 and encodes 140 amino acids.
UUGUUAAUUUAAAAUUUCACGUGUAUUUUGUCCUAAUUUUAAACAAGACGUUGUAUAAUUGGUUUGUUGAUCAUCUGUAAAAUUGAAUUAGGGUUCUUAUAGACCAAAUACUUAGAGCAUCGAUUUGAAUUGUUUGUGCUUUUCACCAAAAUGCAGAGGGAAGAGAGAAGAAGAAAGUUCCAUGAGUCCCUCAUCAACAUGCUUCAUCCUCCCCCUCCUUCACCACCUAGCCAACAAGAAGAUGAGGAGGAAGCACUGAACAAAUUACGGGAGAGUUUGAAUGCGGAUCAUUUAUCAGAUGAUGAAUUGGAAGAGACUAGCUCUUCGUCACCAAGCAGUGAUGAGGAUGAAAGUGAUGCUCAGAAACUCACAAGGGCUCAGAGGAAGCGGCUUCGUAGGAAGAAACUCAAGAGAGCCGCUUCGCGACGGCAGGAAAUUAUUGGGCCAUUGUUACCUACUGCAAGUGAUUAUAUCAAUUGUGGUGGUGAAAAUAAUCAUGUCAAAAAUGAACCUCCAGAUGUUCGACGAAAUGCCGCUGAGGAAUCAGAGACUGUGAGUGACAAUGGAGUUUAGGAAAGACAACUGCUUGCACCAACCAGAACAAGCUGAAGCAGAGAAGGAUGGCGAAAAGGUUGGCCAGAGAAAGAUCAAAGAAGUCCUCUAAUACGAAGAAUUAUGAUCAAGAUCAUCAACCUUCCAGUGGAAAUGAAGACUCUAUUCGAAAUUCUGAAUGUGUUGAUCCAAAGUGAGAUUGUGUUUGGAAAUUUCUAUAGAUGGUGACGGUCAAAGCACGUCCAGUCCGAUGCAGCUGCUAAAAUGAGCAGAAUUUCUUUGGAUUCAAUUCAGAUGAGCUGUGUUUGUGCAAAGGUUUGUUAAUGGCUUAUGGACCUAUGGUGAGAAUCUUAUGGGCACCAAUUCAAUUCCACACAAAUUGGGAUGAGCUUGCUGCUAAUACUCAUACUUCUUAUUCUUGUAAAUUAUUUGGUUCCUUUUGUUGGAUCAUUAGUGAUGAUGAUUCAACCUGAACAACAGUAAUGUUUGUGACAAGAACAGAAAUGAGCAUUGUGUGAUUGUGAUUGGAAGUUUUGGUUUGAAA